Molecule: messenger RNA, 582 nt
Organism: Ascochyta rabiei
Lineage: Eukaryota; Fungi; Ascomycota; Dothideomycetes; Pleosporales; Didymellaceae
Exons: 2
Coding region: 1-582 (193 amino acids)
Source: RefSeq, a predicted model, not a curated record
AUGGAUGAAGAUCGAUGUAUCUAUAUGGAAAGCAUCGUCGACCGACUAAUAAACCUCACGUCGGCGGAACGAACAGCUGCUCUCACACACCUAUUCAACCUGCGGACAGCAGCCGUGGAAGAUCUCAGCGACCUUGAAGACAACCGACGGCACUGGGAUACCGUACUAAGCCCAUCCACCCAACCCGACCACGUCAAGGAUCUCGUCAGAGACCUCACCCAGCUGACAGACGAAGAGCUUUCCACGGUCAACUCGCAGGUAUCAGAACGCACCAGCGUGGCUAACGAGCAAGCGCUACAAACCGCCGAUGAGAAAGAGAGGGCAAAGCUCCAGGCCCAACUAGCGUCCAGCGCAAGAAGAGCACGCGAGAGCUACAUCGCAGCCCAGCGGGGACUUGAUAUGCAGCACAAGCGCCGACUUGCGGAGAAGAUGAAGGACAUCCGCGAUGCUAUUGAGCGAGGUGUUAAUACCAACGAGGACGUGACGUCGUUAGAGGACGUCUUCGCUAGAAUCGAACAAGACUUUUGGGAACACUACCCAAUAUCCAAGGAGGGUUCGCGGGUCGAGAACGAGGGGCGUUGA